AUGUGCUCUUAUUGCGGUGUUCAACAUAAACAGCCUAGACAACAAUUUUGCCCUGCUUUUAGAAAGAGAUGUAACAAAUGUGGAGUGCUUGGACAUUUCAUAAGAGUUUGUAAAAGUGAACGAAGUUAUCACAUGCGCGAGGAAAAAGCUAACCAAGUUCAAGAUGAAUUAAACGAAGAACUAUUUGCCUUGGAGAGCAAUAAAGACAAUGGCAGUGCAAAGAAAUUUUUUGCUAAUUUAACAUUGCUUAACAAAAGAAAUAAUCGAGUGAUUAGAGCUCAAAUUGAUUCGGCAUCUACUUGCAAUACAAUAUGCCGUUAAAUUGGUUGCGGAAGAAUUUUCCGGGAUGUAAAUUAGGAAGGACUUUGGCAACAAUAUGCACAUAUGCAAAUCAGAAAAUUGCUCCCAAAGGACAAGUCACAUUAUGUUGUGAAGCAAAGGGGAAAUUCCACUUAUUAGAUUUUCUGGUCGUUGAUGUGCCUGAAGAGAAGCCAGCAUUGCUGAGUGGUUGCGAUGCACAGAAGAUGGGGUAUUUGAAAAUUUAUGCUGACGAGGUUCAAGCAGUUGAUGUUGAAAGUGAAAGAAACUAG
Messenger RNA from Paramuricea clavata, 590 nucleotides. NCBI's taxonomy places the organism in Eukaryota, Metazoa, Cnidaria, Anthozoa, Malacalcyonacea, Plexauridae. The record is from the annotation of a GenBank genome assembly.